Aspergillus oryzae RIB40 is the source of this 1086-nucleotide messenger RNA. Its product is annotated as tryptophan--tRNA ligase. Gene Ontology annotation, biological process: mitochondrial tryptophanyl-tRNA aminoacylation. Lineage: Eukaryota; Fungi; Ascomycota; Eurotiomycetes; Eurotiales; Aspergillaceae. The coding region runs from base 1 to 1086 and encodes 361 amino acids. The record is from RefSeq and is a predicted model, not a curated record. Gene Ontology annotation, cellular component: mitochondrial matrix; mitochondrion. Gene Ontology annotation, molecular function: ATP binding; tryptophan-tRNA ligase activity. The transcript is spliced from 5 exons.
AUGAAAGGCCAUCUCCGAAGAUGGGGUAGCUCAGUUACAGCGCAGCCAUCACCAAUAUCAUCUAGUCAGACUAUAUUCUCUGGGAUCCAGCCAACUGGUGUGCCGCACUUGGGGAAUUAUCUGGGUGCUUUGCGUGAAUGGGUCAGGCUACAGGACAAUGCUACCGAGGGGACGAGAUUGUUUUACUCCAUCGUCGACUUGCAUGCCUUAACUGUACCACAAGAUAGGUGUCAAUUAAAGAAGUGGCGUAGGGAGGCGUUUGCGACACUUCUCGCUGUAGGCUUGAACCCCGAUCGCUCAACCAUUUUUUACCAGUCGGCUGUUCCUGCUCAUACUGAAUUAUAUUGGAUCCUGAGUACGGUAGCUUCUAUGGGAUACCUAUCACGGAUGACUCAAUGGAAGAGCAAGUUGCAACUACCGGAAAACACAAGCCUGGAUCAUUCAGCUGCCAGGUCUAAGCUACGGCUUGGCUUAUUCUCUUACCCUGUAUUGCAAGCAGCGGACAUCUUAGUGCACAGGGCUACUCAUGUACCUGUUGGGGAGGAUCAAAGACAGCAUCUUGAGUUUUCUAGGUAUACUGCUAAUAGCUUUAACCAUCUCUACGGUCAUAUCUUCCCAUCUCCAGAGGCACUCAUCUCACCUGCGAAGCGAGUUAUGUCUCUCAAAGAGCCCACCUUGAAAAUGUCCAAGUCGCACGCCGACAGCCGAUCGAGGAUCCUCCUUACUGAUUCACCUUAUGAUAUUCAUAGGAAAGUUAGGGCUGCCCUAACUGACUCAGACGCAAGCAUAACUUAUGAUCCUGUCCGCCGGCCGGGCGUUUCUAAUCUUAUAGAAAUUCUAAGCCAUCUCGACGGAAGAUCCUGCGACGACUUAUCUUUGGAAUACAAAUCGGCGAGCCUUCGGGCUCUUAAAGAAGACCUGGCAGGUCGAAUCUCUGAUCACCUGCAAGGAAUAAGAGAGCGGUACUAUUCGCUCAUGGAAGACAACUCUGGUUAUCUGGAUACUGUCACAGAGCAGGGUGCCCAGGCUGCACGUGCCAAUGCCGAUGUGACUAUGAAACAGAUUAGAAAAGCCAUGGGGCUGUGA